Molecule: messenger RNA, 1293 nt
Organism: Momordica charantia (bitter melon)
Lineage: Eukaryota; Viridiplantae; Streptophyta; Magnoliopsida; Cucurbitales; Cucurbitaceae
Product: Protein kinase superfamily protein
Biological process (GO): protein phosphorylation
Molecular function (GO): ATP binding; protein kinase activity
Source: RefSeq, a predicted model, not a curated record
UCUCUGUUAAUUUAAUUCCUUGCUUCGAUUUUUAGUUCCUCUUGAAUCAGAUUUUGGCUCUCUCUCCCUUUUUUCGCCGGUGCGAUUUUCUCCGCUAUUGAAGCUAAAGAAGCUCGAUCGCUCCAUUGGUCGUUCAAGAUGGCGGCGGUUACAAUCUCCUCCGAGCCGGAGCCGGAGACAGAGCCGUUCGUGGAGGUGGAUCCCACGGGCCGCUACGGCCGCUACAGCGAGCUGCUCGGCGCCGGCGCGGUGAAGAAAGUGUACAGAGCAUUCGAUCAGGAAGAAGGAAUCGAAGUGGCGUGGAACCAGGUCAAGCUCCGGAGCUUCGCCCGCGAUCCGGCGAUGAUCGACCGCCUCUUCUCGGAGGUUCAUCUUCUCCGAUCGCUGCAGAACGGCAACAUCAUCGCCCUGUACGACGUGUGGCGGGACAGCGAACACCAAACCCUAAAUUUCAUAACAGAGGUCUGCACCAGCGGGAAUCUCAGAGAGUACCGGAAAAAGCACCGGCAGGUCUCGAUCAAGGCGGUGAAGAAAUGGGCGAGGCAGAUCUUAAGGGGAUUGGAUUAUUUGCAUUCUCACGAUCCCUGUAUCAUCCACAGAGAUCUCAAUUGCAGCAAUGUCUUCGUCAACGGCCACAUUGGGCAGGUGAAGAUCGGCGAUUUGGGGCUGGCAGCAACGGUGGGGAAGAGCCACUCGGCGCACUCAGUGAUUGGGACGCCGGAGUUCAUGGCGCCGGAGCUGUACGAGGAGGAUUACACAGAGAAGGUGGACAUCUACUCGUUUGGGCUGUGUGUGCUGGAGAUGGUGACUCUGGAGAUUCCGUACACUGAAUGUGAGAAUGUGGCAAAGAUAUACAAGAAGGUGUCGGCCGGAAUUCGGCCGGCGGCGAUGCAGAAAGUUGCAGAUGGUGAAGUGAAGAGGUUCAUUGACAAGUGCAUUGGGCAGCCGAGGAGACGGCCGUCCGCGGCGGAGCUUCUUCUUGAUCCAUUCUUCCAUGGAGUUGAUGAUGAUGAAAAUGAUAGUUUUCAAGUUACAGAGUGAUUCUGUUGUGUCUUCUGCCUCUCUUAGGAAGAAAUAUAGGUUUUAUUUUGUGUACAUGAUUGUCUGACUGGAAGUUGGAAGAUUAGAUUGAAUUGAGAUCGCUUUCAAGCUCAUUUCAAUCGAUGUUAAAUUCCAAUCUCAAAUGUGGGUUGGAACUUGGAACUUACUAUUAGGAUUCUUUGGUGGAAGUAAAAAUAUCUUUAACUAUUGAGCUAUGUGCUCGAGUUAGUAUCUAAAUUCGACUAUUUUACG